Oryza sativa Japonica Group (Japanese rice) is the source of this 3281-nucleotide messenger RNA. Its product is annotated as receptor-like protein EIX1. Gene Ontology annotation, molecular function: protein binding. The record is from RefSeq and is a predicted model, not a curated record. NCBI's taxonomy places the organism in Eukaryota, Viridiplantae, Streptophyta, Magnoliopsida, Poales, Poaceae.
CACACUCAGAUACAGACCCCCCCGGUUCUUACUAGUCCACCAAUCCACCAUGCGUCCCACUACCACCGCCGCUCUCCUGAUCCUCAGCGUCCUCGCCGUCGCCGCCUUGGCCACGACCAACCAUGAAGUGGAGGCGGCGGUGGCCGCGCUGCCACGCGGCGCCACACGCCGUCCGGCGCCCGCCCACGGCAACGUGGCGACGGCGGCCGGCUGCUCGCCGCGGGAGCGGGACGCGCUGCUGACGUUCAAGGCAGGCAUCACCGAAGAUAUAAUGGGUCUCCUCGACUCAUGGAAGUACGACGGCGCUGGGCCUGGGCAGGCGGAGGAGGAGGCCGAUUGCUGCCGGUGGCGAGGCGUCCGGUGCGGCGCCGGCGGCCAUGUCGUCGGGCUUCACCUCCGCAACGUGUAUGCCGACCAGAGCAACGACUACGACUUCAUCACCUCCGGGUACGACCUGGCCGGCGAGAUAAGUCCCUCUCUGCUCAACUUGACGUAUCUGGAGCACAUCGAUCUCAGCAAGAACCAGCUCCAGGGACAGACCGGCCGUGUUCCGGAGUUCUUGGGCUCUCUGCAAAACUUGAGAUAUCUUAACCUCUCCGGCAUACCAUUUUCCGGUGAGGUGCCUCCCCAGCUGGGUAACCUCACAAAUCUACACUAUCUUGGCCUGUCAGAUACAGGCAUCAACUUCACGGAUAUCCAAUGGUUAGCGCGCCUGCAUUCUCUAACGCACCUCGACAUGAGCCAUACGAGCCUCAGCAUGGUACAUGAUUGGGCCGAUGUGAUGAACAACAUUCCUUCUCUCAAGGUCCUUCAUCUUGCUUACUGCAACCUUGUUUAUGCGGAUCAAUCUUUUUCACACUUUAACCUGACCAAUCUUGAGGAGCUUGAUCUCUCUGUCAACUAUUUCAACCAUCCAAUUGCAUCCUGUUGGUUCUGGAAUGCACAAGGACUCAAGUACCUUAACCUUGGGUCGACCAAACUCUAUGGCCAGUUUCCAAACGUUCCAGGACAAUUUGGAUCCCUACGAUUUCUUGACUUGUCAUCCACAUGUAACAUAGACAUCGUGACAACAAACCUAACAAAUCUAUGCAACUUGAGAAUCAUACAUCUCGAACGGAGUCAAAUUCAUGGGGACAUUGCAAAGUUGCUACAGAGAUUACCGCGGUGCUCGUACAACAGAUUGAAUGAACUAUAUUUGUCAGACAAUAAUAUAUCAGGAAUUCUACCAAAUCGUCUGGAUCACUUAACUAGCUUGGUCAUUCUUGACAUCUCUCAUAACAAACUCUCUGGACCCUUGCCUCCUCAGAUAGGCAUGUUCAGUAAUUUAACUUACUUGGACCUUAGCAGUAACAACCUCAACGGAGUGAUCAUAGAUGAACACUUUACUAGUAUGAGAAGUUUGAAGACAUUGGACUUAUCCGGUAAUUCCUUGAAGAUUUUGGUGGAUUCAGAAUGGUUACCUCUAUUUAGUCUUGAGGUUGCAUUGUUUUCACCUUGCCAUAUGGGCCCUCGCUUUCCCGGUUGGCUGAAACAACAGGUUAAUAUUACUUAUCUUAAUAUGUCAUUUGCGGGUAUUACUGAUAGGCUUCCAAACUGGUUUUCUACAACAUUUUUGAAUGCUCAACUUUUAGAUGUUUCCAACAACGAAAUCAAUGGUAGCUUGCCAGCGAACAUGGAGGUUAUGACUACAUUAUCUAGACUAUAUAUGGGAUCAAACAAGCUUACCGGUCAAAUACCUUUGUUGCCAAAAGCACUUGAAAUAAUGGACAUCUCAAGGAACUCUUUAUCAGGACCUCUGCCAUCGAACUUUGGAGAUGACCUUGUCUUAUCUUAUCUGCAUCUCUUCUCCAAUCGUAUCACUGGCCAUAUUCCAAACUCUAUGUGUGAUUUGCAUCACCUUGUUUACUUAGAUUUAGCGGACAAUCUUUUGGAGGGGGAAUUUCCUCGAUGUUUCCAGCCAGUGUUUUUGAGUAAGCUAUUUGUCAGCAACAAUAUUUUGUCCGGAAAGUUCCCGCCAUUUUUGCGUAGUAGACAUAAUCUAGAGAUGCUGGAUUUGGCAUCAAAUGACUUCUAUGGAGGAUUGCCCAUCUGGAUUGGAGAGCUGUCGAAUCUAGCAAUAGUACGACUAAGCAAUAACAAUUUCUCUGGAAAUAUUCCAACAAGCAUUACCAACCUUACAAGGCUUGUUCAACUAGAUCUAUCAAAUAAUUCUAUUUCGGGUGUUUUACCUUUGCAUUUGUCCAAUUUAAUAUGUAUGAAGAAAAGUGGUCAUUGUGAUAUCGUAAUGGUCUUCGAUCGUUACUCAAUUUCUGGUCGUUAUGGUCGCAAUGUUGGCAUUGCAAAUAUGUCUGUGGACACCAAGGGCCAAAAACUUUACUACAAACUACCCAUAGUAUUAGAUAUCGUGACCAUUGAUUUGUCUUUGAACUACUUAACUGGUGAAAUUCCGGAGGAGCUAACUCUUCUCGAUGGCAUUAAAAAUUUGAAUUUAUCAUGGAAUCAGCUUAGUGGAAGAAUUCCAGGCAACAUUAGUGUCAUGCAAUCAUUGGAAUCACUAGAUCUCUCAAAAAACAAUCUUUCUGGAGAAAUCCCAUCAAACCUAUCAAACAUAACAUCUCUAAGCAGGCUAGACUUGUCAUACAACCAUCUCACAGGAAGAAUACCAUCAGGGGGUCAACUCGACACCCUCUAUGCGGAAAACCCGUCUAUGUACAAUGGAAACACUGGUCUUUGUGGGUAUCCUCUUCGGAGAAAUUGCUCAGACAACAGCAGUGCAUCAAAGCAUGGUGUUGAACAGAGAAGGGAAAGAGAUUCUGAGCCAAUGUUCUUGUACUCUGGACUUGGUUCAGGAUUUGUGGCUGGUCUUUGGGUGGUUUUCUGUACCAUCUUGUUCAAGAAAACAUGGAGGAUUGCUUACUUCCGCCUCUUCGACAAGGUGUAUGACAAAGUGUAUGUGUUUGUUGUUGUUACAUGGGCAACCUUGUCUCAGAAGUCAGGCACACGUUAGGCUAUUGCGUAGUAGCAGCGUUCUUUUGGUGGAAUAUAUUGUACCACGUCGCUGCUGCUACUACUACUAGUACUACUGUCGCUUUGAAUAAAUCGAUACAGCUUAGUUCUUGAUAAAGAUGAGCAUGCUUAAUGUAUGAAAAAAAAAGAGAGAAGUUAAUGUUGUUCUAUUUAUGUGAAAUAAAUUAAAGAUGGCUGUUUCUCAAUGUUGUGCAGAGAUUAAUGUUGCUUAAUUUAUGUAAAACAGAGAUAUGUCUGACGAAUGUUAUUGAUCA